AUGAUCGCUAAGGCAGGAGCGCACGAGAUUUUGGCGCUGUGUAACAUGGCCGCGGCAACCCCUGACGGGAGCAGCCGAAAGAAAGAGAGGAAGAAGAGCACCGCGACCAGCGGCUCCUCCAGCCAGACCAGCGGCUCGCCCAGCCAGACCAGCGGCUCACCCAGCCAGACCAGCGGCUCCUCCAGCCGGACCAGCGGCUCCUCCAGCCGGACCAGCGGCUCCUCCAGCCGGACCAGCGGCUCCUCCAGCCGGACCAGCGGCUCCUCCAGCCGGACCAGCGGCUCCUCCAGCCGGACCAGCGGCUCGCCCAGCCGGACCAGCGGCUCGUCCAGCCGGACCAGCGGCUCGCCCAGCCGGACCAGCGGCUCCUCCAGCCGGACCAGCGGCCCGUCCAGCCGGACCAGCGGCUCGUCCAGCCGGACCAGCGGCUCACCCAGCCAGACCAGCGGCUCGCCCAGCCAGACCAGCGGCUCACCCAGCCAGACCAGCGGCUCGUCCAGCCGGACCAGCGGCUCCUCCAGCCAGACCAGCGGCUCGUCCAGCCAGACCAGCGGCUCCUCCAGCCAGACCAGCGGCUCGUCCAGCCAGACCAGCUGCUCGUCCAGCCAGACCAGCGGCUCACCCAGCCAGACCAGCUGCUCGUCCAGCCAGACCAGCUGCUCGUCCAGCCAGACCAGCGGCUCCUCCAGCCAGACCAGCGGCUCAUCCAGCCAGACCAGCGGCUCCACCAGCCAGACCAGCGGCUCGUCCAGCCAGACCAGCGGCUCCUCCAGCCAGACCAGCGGCUCCUCCAGGCAGACCAGCUGCUCGUCCAGCCAGACCAGCUGCUCGUCCAGCCAGACCAGCGGCUCCUCCAGCCGGACCAGCGGCUCGCCCAGCCGGACCAGCGGCUCGCCCAGCCAGACCAGCGGCUCGCCCAGCCAGACCAGCUGCUCGCCCAGCCAGACCAGCGGCUCGUCCAGCCGGACCAGCGGCUCGCCCAGCCAGACCAGCUGCUCGCCCAGCCAGACCAGCGGCUCGUCCAGCCGGACCAGCGGCUCGUCCAGCCGGACCAGCGGCUCGCCCAGCCGGACCAGCGGCUCGUCCAGCCGGACCAGCUGCUCGUCCAGCCAGACCAGCGGCUCGUCCAGCCAGACCAGCGGCUCGUCCAGCCAGACCAGCGGCUCGCCCAGCCGGACCAGCGGCUCGUCCAGCCGGACCAGCGGCUCACCCAGCCAGACCAGCUGCUCGUCCAGCCGGACCAGCGGCUCGUCCAGCCAGACCAGCGGCUCGCCCAGCCGGACCAGCGGCUCGCCCAGCCGGACCAGCGGCUCGUCCAGCCGGACCAGCGGCUCGCCCAGCCGGACCAGCUGCUCGUCCAGCCAGACCAGCGGCUCACCCAGCCAGACCAGCGGCUCGUCCAGCCAGACCAGCGGCUCGUCCAGCCAGACCAGCGGCUCCCAGACCAGCGGCUCGCCCAGCCAGACCAGCGGCUUGCCCAGCCAGACCAGCGGCUCAUCCAGCCAGACCAGCGGCUCACCCAGCCAGACCAGCGGCUCGCCCAGCCGGACCAGCGGCUCGCCCAGCCAGACCAGCGGCUCGUCCAGCCAGACCAGCGGCUCACCCAGCCAGACCAGCGGCUCGCCCAGCCAGACCAGCGGCUCAGCUAAACGGCGUUCAGGACUGCUCAGUUUAAUUAGGUUCUCGUGA
Molecule: messenger RNA, 1689 nt
Organism: Lampris incognitus (smalleye Pacific opah)
Lineage: Eukaryota; Metazoa; Chordata; Actinopteri; Lampriformes; Lampridae
Exons: 3
Coding region: 1-1689 (562 amino acids)
Source: RefSeq, a predicted model, not a curated record